This is a messenger RNA of Racocetra persica, 191 nucleotides long. The record is from the annotation of a GenBank genome assembly. NCBI's taxonomy places the organism in Eukaryota, Fungi, Glomeromycota, Glomeromycetes, Diversisporales, Gigasporaceae.
CCAAGCCACCACCGACUGCUGUCACUAUUGCCAAGCCUAUUAAAAUAUUUUUUCCCAAGGACGAAAAAUUGUUAUCUCCCGUUGGCUUGGGGUCAGUUUUGGAAACAGAAGAACGGCGAGAGGAAGUAUGUGAACCAUUACCAUUCUCUCUCUCUGAAUCCUCAUCAUCGGAAAUGGUUGGUGUUGAAUAG